Messenger RNA from Myotis myotis, 1419 nucleotides. RefSeq names its product transmembrane protein 144 (gene TMEM144). NCBI's taxonomy places the organism in Eukaryota, Metazoa, Chordata, Mammalia, Chiroptera, Vespertilionidae. Gene Ontology annotation, molecular function: carbohydrate transmembrane transporter activity. Bases 64 to 1110 code for a protein of 348 amino acids. The record is from RefSeq and is a predicted model, not a curated record. Gene Ontology annotation, cellular component: membrane. The transcript has 11 exons. Gene Ontology annotation, biological process: carbohydrate transmembrane transport.
AAGCUCUUGAAAAUUGCAUCAAGUCUAAAGUGAACCAGCUCACUCUCAGGCAGAACUAUAACCAUGAGCAACAAUGGAACAGACCUAACCCUCGGUUUCAUCUCCUCUUCUGUAGCCAUCCUUUUGUUUGGCUCAAACUAUGUACCACUUAAAAAAUAUGAUACUGGUGAUGGAAUGUUUCUCCAGUGGGUGCUUUGUGCUGCUAUAUGGUUGGCUGCCUUGGUGGCCAAUCUGGUAUUACAUUGCCCUAAGUUUUGGCCUUUUGCAAUGGUGGGGGGCUGCAUUUGGGCAACUGGGAACAUUGCUGUUGUCCCAGUGAUGAAAACCAUUGGUUUAGGUCUUGGACUCUUAAUCUGGGGAUCAUUAAAUGCCUUAACUGGUUGGACAAGCUCAAGGUUUGGCUGGUUUGGAAUGGACGCAGAAGAAGUCGCAAAGCCACUGCUAAAUUACUUGGGCGCGGGACUAUCAGUGGUCAGUACUUUCAUAUGUUUCUUCAUCAAAAGUGAAAUACCAAAGAACACGUGUUCUAUGGAUACCACACCAUUAAUGACAGAGCAUGUGACCAACAAAACUCAAGACCCCUGUCCUGGCUCCUCCUGGGUGGAUCAACUUUCUCCAGUGCAGUCCCGAAUGGUGGGCUGCAGUCUUGCAGUGAUAUCUGGAAUACUCUAUGGAUCCACAUUUGUGCCAAUCAUUUAUAUCAAGGACCACAGCAAAAGAAAUGAUAGUAUAUAUGCAGGGGCAAGCCAGUAUGAUUUAGACUAUGUUUUUGCACAUGCCAGUGGCAUCUUUCUUAUGAGUACCAUCUACUUUCUGGCUUACUGUAUAGCCAUGAAAAAUAAUCCUAAACUAUAUCCUGAAGCAGUUUUGCCAGGAUUUCUGUCAGGAAUACUUUGGGCAAUAGCCACCUGCUGCUGGUUCAUCGCUAAUCACUCCCUCAGCGCUGUGGUCAGUUUUCCCAUCAUCACUGCUGGUCCAGGAUUUGUAGCUGCAAUGUGGGGUGUCUUCAUGUUUAAAGAAAUACAGGGUCAACAAAACUACCUAUUAAUGAUAUUUGCAUUUUGCAUCAUCUUGACUGGAGCAUUGUGCACUGCUUUUUCUAAGACCUAGCAACCACAUGACCAGCAGGUGGCAGCAGUGAUUAAGAGGAGGCCUCUACUGGACACUAGACAGAUUGUGCUGAGAACAGAGACCAUUUUCAUACCGCAAAUGGGUCUCACCUCAUCUUGGAGUGGGUAAAUGAUUUUUUUUCAUAAAUGUGAGAAUAAAGGAAAACAUUUUCAGUCAAGUAAAAAAAUGAAAAAUUCUUCUGAACUUUUUUGAAGGUAGGAAUUUAGGGAGUGACUAAAAUGUCUACAUUCUUGCAGUAUCAUAUCUAAGGAUGCUCUUUAUUCUUUUUAGUACUUUUAAAAAUUUCAA